AUGUCGACGAAGGAGAUCGAGCGUGCCCGCAUCAUCCCUGAUGUCGUGGACGGCCUCGCGCACUCCAAGGUUCAGAUCAGCGCAUCUUUUGGUUCCAUCCCGGUAGUUCUCGGCGAGCACAUCGCCCCCAAAGAUUCUAGCAGCAAGCCCACGGUGACGAUCUCGGGCACGGACGAUCAUGCGCUAUACACCCUGAUCGUGACUGACCCGGACGCACCCGAUCCGGCCAACCCAACCAGGGGCGAGUAUGUCCACUGGAUCAUCACCAACAUCUCCAAGGGCGACAUCAGCACCGGCAAGGAGAUCCUGUCAUACCAGGGCCCCGCACCACCAAUCGGGGUGCACCGCUACAUCUUCCUGCUGUACAAGCAAGCCAGUGAGAUCAGCUACGAGGCACCCGGGGCUCGCUUCCACUACAAGGUCAGGCAGGUGGCCGACAAGUAUGAGCUGGGCGACCCCGAGGCAAUCAUCUACUUUGUGAGCUCCAAGUGA
Auxenochlorella protothecoides is the source of this 492-nucleotide messenger RNA. Its product is annotated as Protein HEADING DATE 3B. NCBI's taxonomy places the organism in Eukaryota, Viridiplantae, Chlorophyta, Trebouxiophyceae, Chlorellales, Chlorellaceae. Bases 1 to 492 code for a protein of 163 amino acids. The record is from RefSeq and is a predicted model, not a curated record. The transcript has 3 exons.